AUGUCUGAAUUAGAUAUUAAAAAAUUUGAUCUAUGUAUUGUUGGCAGUUGUAAUGUUGAUUUAAUCAGUUAUGUUGAUCGUACACCUAAGAUUGGUGAAACAAUUGAAGGUAAUAAAUUUGAAAAAGGUUUUGGUGGUAAAGGAGCUAAUCAAUGUGUACAAGCUGCUAAAUUAGGUGGAAAAGUAGCCAUGAUUGGCAAACUUGGUGAUGAUGUUUUCGGCAAAGAAUAUCUUGAUAAUUUAAAAAAAUUAGGAAUUAAUACUGAUCAUGUUAGUAUAACAAAUGAAGCAGCUACUGGUGUUGCUCCAAUUAUUGUUGAUAAAGAAGGACAAAAUUCAAUUAUUGUUAUACUUGGUGCUAAUUUAUUACUUAAUGAAGAUGAUAUAAAAAAAGCUGAAAAUAUUAUUCGACAAUCAAAAGUUGUUGUUUGUCAACUUGAAAUUCGACAAGAAACAGUUGCUAAAACAUUUGAAAUUGCACGAAAAUAUUCUGUUUUAACAAUUUUAAAUCCUGCACCAAUGUCAGGAAAAUUAAAUCAAGAUUUAUUAAAACUUGCUGAUGUUAUUUGUCCAAAUCAAACAGAAGCAGAAAUUUUAUGUGAUAUUAAUGUUGAAACAAUCGAUGAUGCUAAAAAAGCAUGUCAAAAAUUACAUGAAUUAGGUUGUCGUAUAGUUAUUAUUACAAUGGGUAGUCAAGGUGCUGUUAUUUUGAAUGAACAAGGUCAAUGUGAACAUGUUGAAAUUGAAAAAUGUUCUUCUGUAUGUGAUUCUACAGGUGCAGGUGAUUCAUUUGUUGGUACUUUAGCAUUAUUAAUGGGACGAAAAGAAAAGAUGUCAUUGAAAGAACAAGUUAAACGUGCUUGUUGUGUUGCCAGUCAAUCAGUAGAAAAAAAAGGUACACAAACAAGUUAUCCAACAAAAGAUGAACUUCGAUUUAAUUUAUUUGAAUGA
Rotaria sordida is the source of this 951-nucleotide messenger RNA. NCBI's taxonomy places the organism in Eukaryota, Metazoa, Rotifera, Eurotatoria, Philodinida, Philodinidae. The record is from the annotation of a GenBank genome assembly.